AUGGUAAAUCUGUACACUCUGGCGAAUCGCCAAACUGCGCUAAUGCAGCGAUUCGACGGAGUCUGCACCUCAGUACGGCAGAUGAAGUAUGCUCUGAAAGCACUUAACGAAAGAAUGACGAUGGAAAGCGGGAAAGAAUGGAAAGACGGUUAUGGUGGACUUUUCUACAAAACUAUUCCUGUUACGGGGAGGAGUAUUUAUGCUUCGGAAGCUGCUAAAGACAUUCUUCGUCAUUACCAAAGUUUCAUUAAAACGCAGACAAGAGGGCGGAGGUCAAAGAACUGGAGGAGGUAUUUCGCUGUAGAGAGCUCAGCGGCGUCCUCUCUCCUGGGCGAUACGCCUUUGCUCCGUCCGAGUGCCGGAGCUGUGCCGGCGCCAGGCUACUCUGCUGCCUCGGCGCAGUCUUGA
Cylicocyclus nassatus is the source of this 408-nucleotide messenger RNA. NCBI's taxonomy places the organism in Eukaryota, Metazoa, Nematoda, Chromadorea, Rhabditida, Strongylidae. The record is from the annotation of a GenBank genome assembly.